This is a messenger RNA of Syngnathoides biaculeatus (alligator pipefish), 3393 nucleotides long. It is a transcript of the gene scn3b, whose product is annotated as sodium channel, voltage-gated, type III, beta. The record is from RefSeq and is a predicted model, not a curated record. Gene Ontology annotation, biological process: regulation of heart rate by cardiac conduction; sodium ion transport; ventricular cardiac muscle cell action potential. The coding region runs from base 752 to 1348 and encodes 198 amino acids. The transcript has 5 exons. NCBI's taxonomy places the organism in Eukaryota, Metazoa, Chordata, Actinopteri, Syngnathiformes, Syngnathidae. Gene Ontology annotation, cellular component: voltage-gated sodium channel complex. Gene Ontology annotation, molecular function: sodium channel regulator activity.
AACAAUGCCUCCACUUGAUGCAGUUUUAUUUGGGAGGUUCUACAAGAAUUUUGCCGAACUAUUCCAACCUGCUGUUGUGUAACCGUUGUGUCUGCUCAUGCAAACAGCUGACUUGAAAACACAACACAGCACAACUGUGUGUGUGCAGUGUACACGUUCAGAAGAGGAGGCGGGGGUCUGUGCGCAUGCGCAGCACUGCCGUCAACCGACGACUGGAAAACAAAAGAGAGGGAGGAAAAUGUCACAGUUCAUCCUUUAAUGGCGCAAUUACCCUUUGAACAAUUACAAGCGUCGUCGCUAUUCUUCGAGGGCUGACAAGAGACGGGAGGUUGCUGGUUUAUGAUGCCGAGUAGAGUCCAAAUCUCGGAGAGAAUCCACAGGUCUCCCCCCCCCACCCUCGCCGUCUCGUCGCUGUUUGCUUUUUGGGGCAACGUCGACCGAACGAGCGCGUCAGGUGAGAACAUUUAAAGUCGUGAUCUCGCCGACAAGACCCGGAUGAGGAAGUUCCAGUGAGUGUGUGUAAAAGUCGCAGCCCGGUUUCAAGGCUCUCCGUUUUUCCGACUUUCUGACAUCAAGUUGAAGGUUGUGAGGACGGAAGUGAGCCCUCGCCCAGGAGAGGCGCUAUCCUCGGUCCUGACAAGGGGACACUCAAGUCCUGACGUCAUUAAGCGUGCAAAAGUGACUUUCUCUCCCCCCCCCCACUCCCCUAAAAAAAGUCCAUCUCCAGCAGCAGCUACAGAAAGAGCGAAAUAUGCACAUUCAUCGACAAACUGCAGUCCUUUUGGCUUGUUUGGUGCACCUGAGCCAGCCCGUAUGCGUGGAUGUUCCCUCGGGGACGGAGGCGGUUCUGGGAAAGAUGAUGAAGUUGACGUGUAUUUCUUGUAUGAAACGUGAGGAAGUGAAGGCCAAGACACAUGUGGACUGGUACUACAUGACCAAGGUGGAACAAGGCGUCACACCUGACAAAACCCUUAUUUACAAGUACGAGGGUGACUUACCAAUGGAGGUGGACGGACCGUUCAAGGGCCGCCUGGUGUGGAACGGCAGCCAGGACCUGCAAGACCUCUCCAUCAGCAUUGUGAACGUCACCUACAACGAUAGCGGCAUCUACGAGUGCCGUGUGCUGCGCGAGUUUGAGUUUGACUCCUUCACUCCGUCAGCUUUCAUCUUGAAGAACAUCACACUGAAGGUGAUAGAGGAAGCCAACCCGGACACCACGGCACUCUACUCUGAGAUCAUGAUGUACCUGCUGCUGGUCUUCUUGACCUUCUGGCUCUUGGUGGAGAUGGUUUACUGCUACCGCAAGAUCUCCAAGUCUGACGAGCUGGUCCAGGACACGGGAUAUUAAAGAGCCACGAUGGACGAUAAAGAUCAAGCAACCCAACCCAACAAACUCGUGUGCUGCCGUUUUCCUAUGAAGAACCCAAAAAUGUCAGUUUAUUACCUUCCUGUCCUCAGCUCAAGUGCCCUCAGUAGUAACGGUGGUUCAAAUUCCCAAAUUCAAAUGUUAAGCCUCUUUCUUCUUCGUACCAUGUAGUGCCUCUGUGAUGUGGACCCUUUCUAAAUAGAGACGAUGAAGCUACUCAGCGCUGUAGUUUUUCAGGUAUUUCUUGUUGUUGUUUUUUUUCUCUUUUACAGUGUUUUAUAAGACGUACAGAGAGUCUGAUUACAUUGGUAAUGGCUAAUACCUUUGUAAAAAAACCUACACUGCUUUUUUUUUUUAUUAUGACAUGCAUUGCAGCAAUAUCUAGGAUAUAUGAUUAUUAUCUUCCUCCGGCUGUAUUUCUGUUGCUGUUUUUAAUAAUCCUCCUAGUCUCUAUAAAUUGUUCAUCAAUACUUAUGGCCCCUUCACACCAUGACGUUCUGGUCAGCGUUCUAUAGCGUUUGAGUAAACGUUGGUAGUCGCCCAUGGUCGCCGGGAUAGCUCCAGAAGAGCGUUGUUUGAACGCUAGUGAACGUCAAUGAUCGCUGGGAAUCGGCGGAGAACCCCGGUCCGGAAAAAAUCUUCUCACCGAGACCAGUGUUCAUCAACGUUUAAUUUUAAAUGCUGCAGAACGUUCAAGAACGUCCGUGGAACCUUUUACUAAGUUCGCCGAGCGUUGCACGCGUUUGCCUAUCGUUAGUCAGUCGUAACUCUAGCUUUACUUGGUUGUUACUUAAUUGUUUGCUUUGCAGUGAACGACUCACUGGGGACCUGUCAACGACCACUGAACAAACCCGUAGCGCACACAGCGUGUAUCUAAAAUCAAACGAACGUCGUUUGGAGUACAUUGAGCGUCAUUCGUUUGUUUCCCGAACGUCCAUGCAUAUGGGUAUAUAAACCGAUGCUUUGUAAGCAAGGUCCAUUUAAUAUUAAACUACAGUAGAGAGCACCUCCUAUGGAAGAUCCAGAAAGCAGCAGUUCGUUUUCACGGAAAAACUCCACCAGACUAUCCUCAACAGCCCGGUCCAGGACCCUGCAAUCCUUUCUCUUGUUCUUUUGUCUCUUUGUCGGACCGUCCUCACUGGGGUUUGCAAGGUGUUUAGGGUACCCAGGGGCUGCUACAUGGUGGGUGACUUCGCGGACGUGCUCUUCCUCCUGUUGUUGUUUUUCCUCCAAACACAUUGCUCGUGAUGAAAGAGGCUUAGCUUUCUUACUAGCAGCGCUAGUUGCUGAAGUCCUUGCCCUAACUUUUUUUCUUCUCGGCGACAUGAUCCUCACUUUUCUAACUCACGACAACAACUGAAGUGACUACUAUGAAAUUUCCAACGUUUUAGUGCCGGUUCCACUGUAAAAAUUCCACGCCAGCAAAACGCUUUUCUGUCGUUCUUCACCCAUUGGUCACACGCUCACCACGAUCGUCUUACGUUGACAAAUCGCUCGUCGCGCCCCAAUGACGCGUUUGCACACGCUAAUGGUUUUUAGGGGUAUCUUAUUUGGUCGCUGUUUCACGUUUUCGUGCGUUAGACACACGUUAAUCACACGCCAGAUGUGUCAUCCGCAUUUGAGAAUGCUGAAAAAUAGGAUAAGUGAAAUGUUCAGAGGACGUUGACCAGAACGUCAUGGUGUGACGGAGCCUUUAGCAGGAGCGUCUUUAAACGUACUGCUUAGAUAUUUGCUGCUGGUUUUCUCCAUGCAGUACAUGUUUUUUCUUUUCGUUGCUCUGUAAUAUUUUGUACAUAUUUUUGCCUUUUGUGUCACGUGACACUGCUCCUGCUCUGCAAAUCUUUGAGUAAAUUCUAUUAAAUUCCACAUCUUUUGUCAGUGCUCCUCUGAAACGAUCUCAAAAUUUGAAACUACGGAUGCUGCAGGAUCUCAUUUUUUCUUUGCCGACGUGGGGAAGUCAGAUUAGUGUGGGGAGGGAUUUAACUCAAAAUGAUUUACACUAAUAUAUUUGCAUCACUGCCACCUAG